GAUUGGGAGAAACUGGGACAGGACUGGAGUGUACUGGGGGAGGACUGGGGGGGACUGGCAGGGGACUGGGACAAACUGGGAGGGGCCUCAGCUCAGACGGUCCCCAAACCCAGCUCAGGGUAUCCCUAAACCCAGCCUGGGGGGUCCCCAAGCCCGGCCUAGAGGGUGCCCAAGGGGAUCCCCAAACCCAGCUCUGGGGGUCCCUAAGCCCGACUCUGGGGGUCCCUAAGCCCAGCUCAGGGGGAUCCCAGGCCCAGCCCCUCCCCUGGGUCUCCUCUCACCCUCUCACCUGUCCCGGGUUCCAGGUGUGGCCAUGGAGGCGUUGCGGGGGAGGGGCCACGAACCCCACUUUUCCCGACGGAUCCUGGAGGAGCCUCGAGGGGAGGAGGAAGAACCAGGUGAGGAAGAACUUGGUGAAGAACCAGGUGAGGAAGAGGAACCAGGGGAGGAGGAAGAACCAGCUGAGAAGGAAGAACUUGGUGAAGAACCAGGUGAGGAGGAAGAACUUGGUGAGGAAGAACCUGAUGAUGAACCAGGUGAGGAGGAACCAGGUGAGGAAGAAAUUGAAGAACCAGCUGAUGAAGAACCUGGUGAGGAAGAGCUUGAUGAGGACCCAGGUGAUGAAGAACCAGGUGAGGAAGAAGAAGAACCAGGUGAUGAAGGGCAGGAGACCACUCAGGUGACACCAGGAGGAGCCUCCUGUGCCCAGGUGAGGCCUCCAGGUGAGGCCUCAGCCCCUCCCCUGCGCCGGCGGAAGCCUCGCCUGUACCUGAACCCCCGGCGGCCCCGCCCCAGCCGGGAACACCUGGAGAGCCCCGAGGAGCCUGGACCUUCUCACGGGAACCACCUGCAGGUACUGUGGGGUCGCCCGGGUGAGCUGGGCCACGCGGGUGAGCUGAGCCCAGACGAGCUGGGCCACGCGGGUGAGCUGGGCCCAGACGAGCUGAUCCCAGGUGAGCUGGGCCCAGGUGAGCUGAGCCCAGGCGAGCCCGGCCAGGCCUUCGUGCAGCUCAUCGACGAGCGCGGCGUCUACUCCACGGCCAAGCUGGUGCUGGGCGGGCGUGGCGGUGCCGGUGCCGGUGCCGGGAGCCCCGCGGGCGAGGCGGAGUGGGCGGAGCCGCCGGGCGAGGCGCCGGCGCCGCUGGAGAUCCGGCGGGUGAUCGUGGCCGAGAAGCCCUUCCAGUGCCCCGUGUGCCACAAGGGCUUCAAGCGGGCAUGGGAGCUGCUGAGCCACGAGGUCGUGCACACCGAGGCGCGGCCCUUCACCUGCCAGGCGUGCGGGGCCACCUUCAAGCGCCACUCGGACUUCAAGAGCCACGGGCUGGUGCACACCGAGGAGCGGCCGCACCGCUGCGACCUGUGCGGGAAGCGCUUCAAGCGCUCCUCCAACCUGCAGGAGCACCGGCGCAUCCACAGCGGGGAGCGCCCCUUCGCCUGCCCGCGCUGCCCCAAGGGCUUCAAGACGCCCUACGAGCGCCAGCGCCACGCCCUGACGCACCUGGGCGCCGACAAGCCCUUCCGCUGCGGCGACUGCGGCAAGGAGCUGGCGACGGGCGCGGCGCUGCAGCUGCACCGGCGGCAGCACUGCGAGGACAAGCCGCACGCCUGCGGCGUCUGCGGCAAGAGGUUCACCUACGGGCACUCGCUGAAGGUGCACGAGCGGGUGCACACCGGGGACCGGCCCUUCACCUGCGGCCUCUGCGGCAAGGGCUUCAAGCAGAGCAACGCGCUGGCGUCGCACGAGCGGGUGCACACGGGCGAGCGGCCCUUCGCCUGCCGCACCUGCGGCAAGGCCUUCAAGCAGUCGUCCUACCUGGCCAUCCACCAGCGCGCGCACACGGGCGAGCGGCCCUACGGCUGCGAGGCCUGCGGCAAGGCCUUCGCCCGGCCCUCGCUGCUGCUGCAGCACCGGCGCGUGCACAGCCAGGCCCGGCCCUACGAGUGCAGCUUCUGCCACAAGUUCUUCAAGGACCUCGCCUACCUGGGCGUGCACGAGAAGGUGCACACGGGGGAGACGCCCUACAAGUGCGGGGUGUGCGCCAAGGGCUUCGCGCACCCCUCCAACCUGCUGCAGCACCAGCGCGUGCACAGGGACACCGUGCCCGGCCUCGCCCCCUCCCUCAGGCACUCCAGGAGCAGCGUCUCGGAGCCCCGACAGCCCACGUGGUCCAGCAGGACGGGCCCCACUCCUUCCCCGAAGUGGGCGUGGCCGGGGGCGGCCACAGCGUCCCCACAGCCCAGCUGGCGGCAGGUGACCCGCGCGUCCCGCAGGUCCCAGGUGUCGUCGCAGACCGUGCCCCACCUGUGCUCGUGCAGCACCUCCACCCGCCCCGCGCAGGGGGUGGGGCCGCCCACCAGGCGCACCUGGAACUGCUCCUCCGUCACGUUGGCACCUGGGCAGGUCCCAGCUGUCGUCACAGACUGUCCCCCAUUGGCCGUCAUGGAGCACCUCGACACGCCCCAUGCACGGCCAGGCAGGACCGGGCCCCGCCCCAAAACGGGCGGCUCCAGGUGUGCUGAGGGCGUGGCCGCAGCCCAGGUGACGGCAGACCACCUGGGCAGCCGCCAGGUCCCAGGUGUGGCCGCAGACAGUGCCCCAGGUGACGUGGGCGUGUCCUCCGUGGCCGCAGGUGCGGGGCCCCCCCCAGCCCUUCACCUGGCACUCCAGGAGAGCCCCCUCGUCCCCCCGGCAGGUAACGGCCUCCAGCCAGGUGAGCUCACCCUCGCCUGGCCUCACCUGGUCCACGGCCGCUGCUCCCCCACAGCCCACCUGGGUGCAGACCACCUGGGCGGCCGCCAGGAGCCAGGAGUGGGCACAGAUCCCGCCCCAGCGCCCGGCGUGGAGCACCUGCACCCUCCCCGAGCACCUGUCGGCACCAUCGGCCAAGCGCAGGUGAGCCCGUCCAGCCAGAUGGGGCCACGCCCCUCCCCGAAGCGCGCGCGGGGCGGGGCCGAGAUCACCUGGCCGCAGCCCAGGGAGCGGCACACGACGGCGGCGGCGGCGAAGUCCCAGGUGUCGUCGCAGACCGUCCCCCAGGCGCCGGCGUGGAGCACCUCGACCCGCCCCGCGCACUCACCUGGGCCGCCCACCAGGCGCACCUGGGCACCGCCCGACGGCUCCGCACCUGCGGCUCACCUGGUCAAGCCACACCUGCCCAGGUGUGCCGAACUCCGCCCCUCGCAGGGCGGUGCCGCAGCCCAGGUACCGACAGACCACCUGGGCGGCCUCGUGGGACCAGCCCCCGGCACAGACCCCGCCCCACCUGUCCAGGUGAAGCAGCUCCACCCGCCCGGCACAGCGGUGGGAGCCGUUGACCAAGCGCAGGUGUCGUCGCAGACCGUGCCCCACCUGCCGUUGUGGAACACCUCGACCCUCCCGGCGCAGCGGCUGCCGGAGCUCACCAGGCGCACUUGGUCGGCCUCGGGGUUACCUGGGGGCAGAGGGGGGCACAGGGUGCUGCUCACCUGUGCAGACCACACCCGCUGCCCCACCCAGGUGACACGUGCGGUUCUCCCAGGGCUUCACCUGGCAGCCCAGGAGCUCCUGCUCUGUCCCCACGCAGGAGCCUCCAGGUGCGGAGAGGGCGUGGCCACAGCCCAGCUGCCUGCAGACCACCUGGGCCUCGGCCAGGCCCCACCCGUGGUCGCACAGGGCCGCCCAGGUGCCCCCGUAGGACACCUGCACCUGCCCCUGGCAGCGGGUGGAGCCGUUGGCCAAGCGCACCUGGGCGGGCACCGCCAUCCUGGAGGCUGCAACGACACAGAUCACGUCGUGGCCCCGGCCGAAGUGGGCGUGGCCGGGCGCGGCGAGGGCGUGGCCGCAGCCCAGCUGGUGGCAGAUCACCUGAGCAUCCUGCAGGUCCCAGCCGUCGUCGCAGACCGUGCCCCACCUGUGCAGGGCCGCGCCCGGCACCGCUCCAGGUGCCCCUCGUGCCCCGCGCACUUCACCUCGUCCAGCCAGAUGGGCCCCUCCCCCUCGCCGUACCUGGCGCCGGGGGCGAGCGCCCGCAGCCGCCCGCAGCCCACCUGGGCACAGGUGACCUCGCCCUCGGCCACGCCCCAGCCGUCGUCGCACACGGUGCCCCAGGUGAGGUUGUGCAGCACCUCGACCCGCCCCGAGCAGCCGUCGGGACCCCCCUGGAGGCGCAGGGAGACCCCCGGGGGGGACGGGGACACACCUGGGACAGGUGAAGGGAACAGGUACGUCACGGCCAGGAGGGUCCUCAGCGCCGCCCCCCUCCAGGUGAGAGGGGCCCCCCUGGGGAGGGUCGGCGCCCACCUGAGCCCCCUGAGCCCCCCAUCCCAGCCCAGCGCCAGGUGUCCAGGUGACCCUUCUCCCCCCCCCCCCGACCCCGCGGUUGCGUCAGCGGCUUUUCCAGAAGAAAACCGGGACAAACCCAGGAGGGUCCAGAGGUCCCCCUCCCCCACCCCCGGCACGCGGAGGGGGCACCUGAGGGGGCCGCACCUGCUUCGAGGGGCAGGUGCGGAGGCGGCGUCGCAGCUCCAGGUGCGCCUGGCCAACGGCUCCAGCGCCUGCGCGGGGCGGGUGGAGCUGUUCCGCGAGCACAAGUGGGGAACCGUCUGCGACGACACCUGGGACCUGCAGGACGCGCAGGUGAUCUGCCGCCAGCUGGGCUGCGGCCACGCCCUCGCCGCGCCCGGCCACGCCCACUUCGGCCGGGGGGCGGAUCCCAUCUGGCUGGACGGCGCCCACUGCACAGGUAGGGAGCAGGAGCUGGCGCAGUGCCAGCUGCACACCUGGGGCGAGCACGACUGCAACCACGGCGAGGACGCGGGCGUGGUGUGCACAGGUCCCACCCCCCUGCAGGUGCGGCUGCGGGACGGCCCCGGGCCCUGCGCGGGGCAGGUGCAGGUGCUGCACAACCACACCUGGCUGGGCGUGUGCGGCCGCACCUGGAGCCUGCUGGAGGCACAGGUGGUGUGCAGGGAGCUGGGCUGCGGCCCCGCCCUCAGCGCACCUGUCGGCGCUCACCUGGCCCCGGGGGCGGCGCUGGAGGGUCUCACCUGUCGGGGCUCUGAGAUGCUGCUCCUGGAGUGCCUGAGGGAGGGGGCGGGGCCGGGCACCUGCCACGCAGGUGGGGCUGCCCGAGUGGCCUGCGAGGAGCUGGAAGACCUGCUGGGCUCCUGUUCGGUGCUUGAGGGGCUGCUGGGGGUUGGGGGGGGGCUCUGCGGGGCCCUCCUGGGGCUCUACCUGUGGGCCAGGUGUGCUGGGCGGGGCCGGCGCUUCACAGUAAAAUCUCCCAAAAUGCGACGGUGGGGGCGUGGCCUGCCUGGAGGGGGCGUGGCCUCCGCCGCUGUGCGUUCAGGGGUGGGGCGUGGCCUCGUGAGGGAGGGGGCGUGGCCUCGUGAGGCGGCGCGGCCCGGUCGUUGCGCGGCGGCGGCAGCGGCGGGUCCGGCCCUGCCCCGGCUCGGGCCCCGGAGGAGCCUCCGAGAUCCCGGCCCUGCCCCGGCGGGUGUGACCAUGGCAGGCGCCGCCCCCGCUCCGGGCGUCCCCGAGCAUCCCUUCACCUGCCGGGAGUGCGGGAAGUCGUUCCGCUGGUCGUCCCGCCUGUCCCACCACCUGCGCAGCCACACUGGCGAGCGGCCCUACAAGUGCCCCGAGUGCCCCAAGGCCUUCAAGGGCUCCUCCGCCCUCCUCUACCACCUGCGGGGCCACACGGGUGAGCGGCCCUACACCUGUGCCACCUGCGGCAAGGCCUUCAAGCGCUCCUCGCUGCUCCAGACUCACCUGAGGGUGCACACGGGCAUCCGGGCCUUCGAGUGCGCCCAGUGCGGCCUCACCUUCAAGUGGGCGUCGCACUACCAGUACCACCUGCGGGCGCACACGGGCGAGCGGCCCUACCGCUGCCCCGUCUGCCCCAAGGCCUUCAAGAACUCGUCGAGCCUGCGGCGGCACCGCCACACCCACACGGGGGAGCGGCCCCACACCUGCGGCACCUGCGGGAAGGGCUUUGCCCAGGCGGCCAACCUGCGGCAGCACCUGCGGGUGCACACGGGAGAGCGGCCCUACACCUGCGGCACCUGCGGCAAGAGCUUCACCCACUCCUCCAACCUGCACCUGCACCGCCGCACCCACGGCCCCGCCCACCCGCCAGGACACGCCCCCUCGGCCACGCUCACCUGCCCGCAGAGGCACCCGCCGGGCUGUGGCCCCGACGCCCCAGAGCAGCCACCCCGGAGGGGCCUCACCUGCGUGGGGCGGGAGGCGGCCGGGCCGCCCCCGGCACAGCCCCAGCGCUGCCUCUCCUGCGGGAAGAGCCCCAAGAGCCCCCCAGCGCGGCCUCACCUGCCCGAGCGGCCCCGGGGUGGGCCCUGCGGCAAGCCCUGCACUCACCUGGCGGUGCCGCUCGGCCACGCCCUGGGCGAGGCUGCUGAGGUCGCGCCCGCCCCCGAGGAGCCGCCGCCGCCCCCCGAGCGGCCGUACAGGUGUGGCGAGUGCGGCAAAGCCUUCAAGGGCUCCUCGGGGCUGCGCUACCACCUGCGGGACCACACGGGUGAGCGGCCCUACGCCUGCGCCACCUGUGGCAAGGCCUUCAAGCGCUCCUCGCUGCUCCAGACUCACCUGAGGGUGCACACGGGCAUCCGGGCCUUCGAGUGCGCCCAGUGCGGCCUCACCUUCAAGUGGGCGUCGCACUACCAGUACCACCUGCGGGCGCACACGGGCGAGCGGCCCUACCGCUGCCCCGUCUGCCCCAAGGCCUUCAAGAACUCGUCGAGCCUGCGGCGGCACCGCCACACCCACACGGGGGAGCGGCCCCACACCUGCGGCACCUGCGGGAAGGGCUUUGCCCAGGCGGCCAACCUGCGGCAGCACCUGCGGGUGCACACGGGGGAGCGGCCCUACACCUGCGGCACCUGCGGCAAGAGCUUCACCCACUCCUCCAACCUGCACCUGCACCGCCGCACCCACUCGGCCGCACGGCCCUUCCGCUGCCCCGCCUGCCCCAAGGCCUUCGUGGUGGCCGCCUACCUGCAGCGCCACCUGCGCACCCACCGCGCGCCCGAGCCGCGCCCCCCGGCCUGUCUGCUGCUGCGGGGGGGGCCGCCCCUCCCGCCCGCCGCCCCCCGCAAGGUGCUGCUGCUGCCUGGCCCCGCCAAGCCCGCCCAGGUGCCCGCCCGGGCUCACCUGGCGCAGGUGGGGAAGGGGCCGCACACCUGGCAGAGCGUCCUGGUGGUGCCGCCUGGGGCGGGACAGGAGGGGGCGGGGACGAGUGUGAUCUUGCUGAGGGGCGGGAUGGGGCCCGCAGGUGUGCAGGUACAGGUGGCUGAGGCGGCAGGGGUGGCGACAGGUGUGGCAGGGGCCACAGGUGUGACGGGUGGGGCAGGCAUGGCAGGUGUGCAGCUCCUCCAGGCCACCGAGGUGACAGGUGUGGCAGGGGUCACAGGUGCUCCGGGUGUGGCAGGGGUCACAGGUGUGGCAGGUGGGACAGGUGUGGCAGGUGUUACAGGUGUUACAGGUGUGCAGCUCCAGGCCACCGAGGUGACAGGUGUCGCAGGGAUCACAGGUGUCCCGGGUGUGCAGCUCCAGGUGUUGCCGGAGGUCACCAACAUCCAGGUGCGGGGGGGGGAGGGGACAGGUGUGACAGGGGUGACAGCUGUUCCAGGUGUGGCAGGUGUGACCAGGGUAACAGGUGUCACAAGUGUGACAGGGGUGCCAGGUGUGCAGCUCCAGGCCACUGAGGUGACAGGUGUGGCAGGGGUGCCAGGUGUCACAGGUGUUCCAGGUGUGCAGCUCCAGGUGUUGCCGGAGGUCACCAACGUCCAGGUGCAGGGCAGGGAGGUGACAGGUGUGACAGAGGGGGCAGGGGUGACAAGUGUCCUAGGUGUCCCAGGUGUGACAGGUGUCACGGGUGUCACGGGUGUCACAGGGGUGAGAAGUGUGACAGCUGUGACUGGUGUCACAGGGGUGACAGGUGUUGCAGGUGUCACAGGGGUGCAGCUCCAGGCCACCGAGGUGACAGGGGUGACAGGUAUGACAGGGGUCACAGGGGUGCCAGGUGUCACAGGGGUGCCAGGUAUCCCAGGUGUGACAGGGGUGCCAGGUGUCACGGGUGUCACAGGGCUGCAGCUCCAGGUGCUGCCACCUCCACCUGAGGUCACCAAAGUCCAGCUCCAGGUGCUGCCACCACCCCUGGAUGUCACCUGUGUCCAGCUCCAAGCAGGUGAGGUGGCCAAUGUCCAGCUCCAGGUGUUGCCACCGCCCCCUGAGGUGACCAAUGUCCGGCUCCAGGCGCAGCCACCACCCUCAGGUGUCACCUGUGUCCAGCUCCGAGCAGGUGAGGUGGCCAAUGUCCAGCUCCAGGUGCUGCCACCAGCACCUGAGAUGACCAAUGUCCAUCUCCAGGCCACUGAGGUGACCAAAGUCCAGCUCCAAGCGAUGCCACCGCCCUCCCAGGUGACCAAUGUCCAGCUCCAGGUGCUGCCACCACCACCUGAGGUGACCAAUGUCCAUCUGGAGACCAUGGAGGAGGUGCCCAGUGCCCACCUGGAAACCUUGGAGGUGCCCCCUGUGCACCUGGAGACCUCAGAGGUGCCCAGUGCCCACCUGGAGACUUUGGAGGUGCCCCCCUGUGACCCUGGAACUCGGCACGGAGGUGCCCAGUGCCCACCUGGAGAUGAUGGAGGUGCCCCACGCCCACCUGGAAACCUUGGAGGUGCCCAGUGCUCAUCUGGAGACAUCAGAGAUGCCCAACGGCCACCUGGAGACCCCCAAGGAAGUGCCCAAUGCCCACCUGGAGCCCACAGAGGUGCCCAGUGCCCACCUGGAAACCUUGGAGGUGCCCUCUGUGCACCUGGAGACACCAGAGGUGCCCAGUGCCCACCUGGAACCCCCUGAGGAGGUGACAAAUGUCCACCUGGAGACCUUGGAGGUGCCCAGUGCCCACCUGGAGACCUCAGAGGUGCCCAAUGCCCACCUGGAGGUGAUGGAGGUGCCCAGUGCCCACCUGGAGCCCA
Pseudopipra pipra is the source of this 8976-nucleotide messenger RNA. RefSeq lists its product as uncharacterized. NCBI's taxonomy places the organism in Eukaryota, Metazoa, Chordata, Aves, Passeriformes, Pipridae. The record is from RefSeq and is a predicted model, not a curated record. The transcript is spliced from 21 exons. Gene Ontology annotation, cellular component: membrane. Bases 314 to 8857 code for a protein of 2847 amino acids.